This is a messenger RNA of Rhagoletis pomonella (apple maggot), 1646 nucleotides long. RefSeq names its product transcription factor Adf-1-like. Gene Ontology annotation, biological process: regulation of transcription by RNA polymerase II. The transcript has 4 exons. The record is from RefSeq and is a predicted model, not a curated record. NCBI's taxonomy places the organism in Eukaryota, Metazoa, Arthropoda, Insecta, Diptera, Tephritidae. The coding region runs from base 184 to 636 and encodes 150 amino acids. Gene Ontology annotation, cellular component: transcription regulator complex; nucleus.
UAUAUGAACAUGUCCACAUAUCAACGGCAACGCCAACGCCAAAGUUAUCGCACGCAAAAAGAUGGGCAUCUUUCAUCUUUUUGCGCGCGUUGUCAAUCAGCUGAUGGAUAUAAAUUUAAUGAAAAUUUGAGAAGGACGCGGCGAACAAAUUAAAUUGACUGAAUUUUCACUUAAAAACGUAAAAUGGAAGAUAAAUUAAUAGAAGCUGUCAGUGCGCACCCCUGCCUCUACGAUAAAAGCUCCAACCUUUUCCGAAACAAAUUUUUAAAGGAAAAGGCUUGGGAGAAGGUGGCACAGCUGGUGGGCGUAUCUGAAAAGCAUUGUCAAACGAGGUGGAAGUCUCUGAGGGACCGCUUCGUCCGGGAGACUGCUGCAUUAAAAGGGCGGUCGGGGGCUGCUGCUGAGGAAAUGCCAACAUGGUCGCACAUGGAGGCAAUGAGUUUUUUAAAAGAUCAUGUUGCUCCUCGAAGAACGUUUUCGAGCCUGGAUUUCUCCCAAACGGAUGGGGAUACAAUUAACAGCAACACACAGGACUCAGAGGUGGAGAAUUGCGAAGAAAUUAGUUCUCCAAGAGCCUCUAUUGAUGCUAGCUCCAUAAAAAAAAAAACGGGUCCGAAUGGAAGACAAGGCAAAUGAGAGAUUUGGGUCACUAUGUGAUGUAGUGAAUAAAUUCGUAGAAAGGCAAUCUGAAUCCGAAAGCUUUGAUAAAAGCCGCAAUUACGAGUUCUAUAAGGUUCUGGAUAGUUACUUAUUAAAGCAUUCAGAACAGAUACAAGAUACAUUGAAAAUGGAAAUAUUAAACUACGUAUUCAAUUACAAUUGUGUUUAAUUUUUUUUUUGUGAGCCGGUGCUUUAAUAAAUAGCUUUCUAGAACCUUAGAAAACUGAAUUUUUUUAGCUAUUAUUAAAGCUUUCGGGUUGCAGUUAAUUGUUACUAUUGUGCUGUUUGCGAAUCCGUAAUUGAUAACUUUCUGAAAUUGUUUUUGUACCUUACACUUAUUUGCACCUGUGUUCAAAAAAAUACUUUGUGAAAUUGUUUUUGUACCUGUGUAAUCGUAACUUAUUUACACCUGUGUUCACAAAUAUUGGAGUAGAAUUCAAAAUGAAAUUGUGUGCAACCUAAGAAUAUUUAUUUUUAAUAAUUUUCAUUUAAAUCAUAUUUUUAUUUAUAACCGAAUACGUUUAAAUCCAAGUUUCGAAUCUACUAUAAACUAGAAUUUGAAUGAAAAUUAUUAAAAAUAAAUAUUCUUAGGUUGCACAAAAUUUCAUUUUGAAUUCUACUCCAAUAUUUGUGCACACAGGUGUACAACUUAGUGAAAUAGUCUUUUUUAAAUAAGGGAUUCAAUCCUCUUAAUUUAUGUUUUUAAAUAGCGUAUUGAAUCCUCUUAAUUUAUGUUUUUAAAUAGAGCACUGAAUCCUCAUAAUUUAUGUUUUUAAAUAGAGCACUGAAUCCUCAUAAUUUAUAUUUAGGUGUUUUUUGUUGUGCCUUGUAAUUAUAAAAUAAAAAGUUAAUGUUUAUACAUACACACGUAUGUACAAUAUAAUACUAAUAUUUUAUUUAAAAUGUAUGGUGUUUACAGUGAGUAUGAUUAAUUUAAAAACCAAUUUCGGAAUUAAAAUAGUGGUACAUAUUAAAAAUUUAAAAAU